AUGAAUAAAAUCGAAGAAAUCAAUUUGAAGUCCAUAGAUACAAAUCCAUUUUCCAAAGGCGAAAAGAAAAUGAAUUCUGUUUCGAAACUUCUAGAAAAAAUUGGUUUGAUUGAACAAAAAACAAAAGAUUAUACGUUGAUUAAGCAGCAAAAUUUCGACGAUAAUGUUGUAACAAAAGAAAAUUUACCACCCAUACAAAAUGAGGGAUCCAAGAUGAAAGAUUCUGAAGACGAAAAAAAUAUUGCAAAUGAGAAAAAUAAAAUAAAUUAUAGCAUUAAAGUGAUAUCUCCUCCCGCAGUAUUUAACAUCAAUUCCGGAAAUAUUCCACAAACUCCAAAUAAAUUUAAACCUAUAACAAAGAAAAACACCAAUAGUAUUUUAGAAAAUCCUCAAGCAUUAUACCCAUCGAAGUCACAUGUGAAAAGGACGCAAGAAGUUAUUCCGAAAAAGCAGAAUUUUAAUUACUAUUACGGUGGAAAAGAAAAUACGAUGAAACCAAAAUUACAGAAUAAAAUAAAUAUUGCUGGGAGUAAAUCAUCUGAAAUGCUUGGCAGGGAAAGAAAAGAAAUUGUUGAAAAUACACUGAAUAAAAUAGAAAGUCCCUUAGAAUCUAAGUAUAGAAAAUCUAUACAUGAUUUAAAGGACAACAGAAAUCCUUUAAAAUUUAAUUCUGAAUCGAGAAUGCCCUCAAUAUCAAACACUCGUGAACUCCCAACAAAUUUUUUAGAAGUACCAUUGAAAAUUGAUAUCGUACCUGAUGUUAUAAAUGAAGAAAAAGCCAAUUCAAUUAAUACUAUAGAUAAAGAAGUAGAAUAUAACAUGGUUAAUUAUAAUUUAAAUAGAUUUUAUGCUGAUGAACAUAAAUUGAAUCCCAAUUAUCUAUUACCAGGGCAAUCAUCACCAAAAUUGUUAUUACAAUCCAACCCUGCUCUAGAAUUGAAUUCUCCUACGAAUCAAGUUUACAAUUCCAAUGACUUUGUCAAUCCCAGUUUGAGUUUUUCCUUGGACAAGUUAAUAACAUUUUUCACAUCUAAAUUUCUUUCAAUAAUACCCAAUAUUUCUGAAGACUCUCCUGAUAAAAGACAAGUAUCAUUUACACCGCUGACAUCCCCAACAUAUACCAAUCUACACGAAAAUAUGUCGUCUUGUACGGAUAUAUCCCAAACACCAUCCGAGUCUAUUCCUUCUGGCAAUGAAUUGGAAUUUAACGAACAUAUAAAUAUUGAAGAAGAAAACUUUAUAGUGCAGGAUGCAUUAAAUAAAGAGUCUAAAACUAAAUUAUCUUCUCCCUAUUUAUCAACACUUACUAUCAAUUAUAUACCUUCUCUUGAAACUUCUAAUGAAAUAGUUAUAAUUGUGUGA
This is a messenger RNA of Danaus chrysippus (African queen), 1362 nucleotides long. The record is from the annotation of a GenBank genome assembly. Lineage: Eukaryota; Metazoa; Arthropoda; Insecta; Lepidoptera; Nymphalidae.